ACUCGCUCUUAAAGCUUAAGAAAACAUGAAACAGUUCACGAAAGUAUCACUUGGUUGUCUAUUUAGUUACUUCCUGGUAGUAAAUUCCGAGGAUCCUAGCCUAGAAUAUCUUUCCAGCGGACGCAUCGUCGGCGGUUAUAACGACUUUAUCGAAUACACUCCGUACUUAGUGUCGAUAGGCAUCCAACCGAUAGGACACAUUUGCGGUGGAUCGAUAAUUUCGGCCUCGUGGGUGCUAACAGCGGCUCACUGUAUGACCAAGAUGACACCAGCAAUACUUUCCGUACGAGCUGGAUCUACGUAUCACAAUCGCGGCGGAGAGGUUCGGGGUGUAAGCCGGAUUAUAUCUCACGAGAACUUUGAUUUAUAUUAUAAAAUGGAUUACGAUUUUGCGCUGCUCCAGCUGAGCAGUCCUCUCAUUUUCGGAGAAACCGUUGCUGCAGCGCCACUUGCCGAUUAUACCCAAUCGUUUUAUAAAAACGAUAUGUGCAAGGCUUCUGGCUGGGGUGUGGAAAAAUCGUCCGGCACGGAAGUUCCAGAGACGAUAAAAAGUAUUGACAUACCUCUGGUUGAUCAGGAUACUUGUAGACAGCAAUACCAACCAAAAUAUGUAAUCACACAACGCAUGAUUUGUGCAGGAGCGAAAGGAAAAGAUUCCUGCCAAGGAGACUCUGGUGGUCCAUUGUUUUGCCAAGGGGUACUGCUGGGAGUCGUUUCCUUCGGAAUUGGGUGUGCGACGGAUCGCCAUUCUGGCGUGUAUUCUAAUAUUCCUGAUGUGCGCAACUGGAUCUGGAAGCACACCGGAGUGUAGGUUGGACACAUUAUGAGAAAUAAUUGUACGAAUAAAAUGAAUUUGUAAAAUAAAUUUUAUGGUAACUGUUGUUCUUCGUUACGCUUUGAA
Molecule: messenger RNA, 901 nt
Organism: Wyeomyia smithii (pitcher-plant mosquito)
Lineage: Eukaryota; Metazoa; Arthropoda; Insecta; Diptera; Culicidae
Product: trypsin-4-like
Exons: 1
Coding region: 26-811 (261 amino acids)
Biological process (GO): proteolysis
Molecular function (GO): serine-type endopeptidase activity
Source: RefSeq, a predicted model, not a curated record